This is a messenger RNA of Salvelinus sp. IW2-2015, 1788 nucleotides long. RefSeq names its product sushi domain-containing protein 6. The record is from RefSeq and is a predicted model, not a curated record. Gene Ontology annotation, biological process: DNA damage response. Lineage: Eukaryota; Metazoa; Chordata; Actinopteri; Salmoniformes; Salmonidae.
AGGAAGCUUGGCCCCAGUGAUGUACUGGGCCGUAAGCACUACCCUCUGUAUCGCCUUACAGUCGGAUACCGAGCAGUUGUCUCUGGUUCUGUGAUUUUAACAGUCAGCACUCAUUAGAUCUAAUGUUAGUAGGCAGCUCUGUUGAUUGUGUUGUCAGGCCUGGGGGGCUGUCAGGCCUGGGGGGCUGUCAGGGCUGUCGGGCCUGAGGGGCGUCAGGCCUGGGGGGUCGUCAAGCCUGGCGCCAUCUAUGAUCAGUUCCACAUCCUCCUCUAGUCUACACAGGGCUUUGUUAGGACAGGAACAUCACACAGCCCCACACCACCAGAAAUACUGGGCGGCAUGCAAUAACCUAGUUCUCUCUCCUCCCUCUCUCAUACACUGAUUCUUUCACAUUUUAUUUUCUCUCCCCCCCUCUCUCUCCAGGCGUGAGCAGGGUGUAUCAGGCCAGCCAGCCUCCAUGGUGGUGGAGGGGCUCCAGGUGGCCCUCCCCUCCUAUGAGGAGGCAGUUUACGGUAGCGGAGGUGCCUCCCUCCCACCGCCUCCAGAGUCCCGGGUCCAGAUCGUCCUGUCUGAGGGGCCCCAGGGGGCUGAGGGUGGAGCCGAGGGGACCAGCAGUAGGUCUCAGUCCCACCAUCACAGAGAUACAGAGAUGUGCCUCCCCUCCACGUCCUCCUCUUCUUCCUCCUUCCCUUCAUCCUCCCGUCGCGCAGAGACCGUACUAGUCCACCAGGCCCCCUCCUCCUCCUCUUCGUCAUCGUGGGUUACGGAGCACGGAGGAGGUGCGUGUGGUGGAGUCGCACCCCUGGUCACGCUGGCCAGACGUAGAGACUCCGAGAGCAGCGACCAGCACAGCCUGCUUUCUGUCACCUCCGUAGACGACUUCUCUGAUGAUAUCCCCCUGUUAAAGGAAGCCUGAAGCCCCUGCAGCAGCACCACUCCCCCUUACAGCUGACCAGGAAACACUGAGGCUUCUGCUGGGGCCUUCUACCUGAACUAUACCACUCCACCCUACAGCUGACCAGGAAACACUGAGGCUUCUGCUGGGGCCUUCUACCUGAACUAUACCACCCUACCCUACAGCUGACCAGGAAACACUGAGGCUUCUGCUGGGGCCUUCUACCUGAACUAUACCACCCUACCCUACAGCUNCCUGAACUAUACCACCCUACCCUACAGCUGACCAGGAAACACUGAGGCUUCUGCUGGGGCCUUCUACCUGAACUAUACCACCCUACCCUACAGCUCUGAACCACAGAACUACAAAAUUUACCCAGCGUACCAAAAACAGGAAUCAUGUCAAAGAAACUCAACCUCCCUCCACGUCUGCAACUUCUCACACGGCUCAAAGACAAGAGCAGAGUCCAACUUCGCCCCCAACUAUUACCAACCGUGCACAGAAAUUAGACAAACCAUUUCCACCACCAGUAUCCUCUCCUCGUGUCCUGGCUACCCCUUCUGCAAUGAUCUCUAAACUACCACCCAUGUGCAGAAAACUGCUCCCUUUCUCUCUUACUGGGAACUAACGAGCCCUUAAUACCUACGGCCCCCCUCAGCUUCAGAAUGGACCUCAACACAGACAGGCAGACAUGCAGACAGGCAGACAGGCAGACAUGCAGACAGGCAGACAUGCAGACAGGCAGACAGGCAGACAUGCAUCAAGUGGUUUCAGCUGAAUAUAGAUACAUAUGUAUAAAAGCAUACAUACUCAGAGUCCAGGUUUGGUACUGUCUGUGUCUCUAUGGACAUACUCAGAGUCCAGGUUUGGUACUGUCUGUGUCUCUAUGGACA